Paracoccidioides brasiliensis Pb18 is the source of this 231-nucleotide messenger RNA. RefSeq lists its product as uncharacterized. Bases 1 to 231 code for a protein of 76 amino acids. The record is from RefSeq and is a predicted model, not a curated record. The transcript has a single exon.
AUGGAGCGAUUGCCUUCAGCAGAUUUCACCUACAGACCGUUUGCGAGCCCAGACCCUCCGGUGCCCAGUGUUAUGAAACGAUUCCUGGAAAACUUCCAUGCUGGAAUUCACAGCUCUACAGAUCUAUAUAUCUGUUGCAUAUGUGGAGAUGGGCCGAAAGUCUUCCAGAACCAGGGUCGCUGCGUGAAUUGUGAUCACGAUGUUUGCGGAUACUGCGCCCGCAUCAAGUAG